AUGGCAACGGCCAAGCCCAGCUCGCUUCCUUCCAACGCCUGUGCUGAGCCACCAAGAAAGUCUAGCCCGGAAUCUGUUCUCGUCGCAGUCGGUGGAUACGAGUCUACUGCUGACAACCAUUCCAAAACCCCGAAGCACGACCGACCGAAACUCCGCAGCGGUGAUACUACUGACGAUAUCCAACAAUGCAACAGCCAGUCCGAAGAAGUCAUGGAAGCCUGCUCCGAAAACAACAGUGCUGGAAAUGCGAACUAUCAGGACGAGGAAGCCGAAGAAGUAACCGAGGAUCUAGGCGAAGAGGAUCACGACACCAACGAACAAGAAUCCGAUGACGAUAUCACAUUUGAAGCUCCGAUGGAUCAUGUCAACAGAGCUAUCCAGGCUGCCACCGAAGCUGGGACGAAGAAUGAACCGUGCUUCGACUUGUCGACGGGUGUACCUCGGCAUAUCAGCGCAAGAUUUGGGGAUUCGGCCGUCUAUGUCAUUCCUUGGAUAGCGUGUUACUCAUGGGAGGUGGUCUUAGUGUUACUAAAGACGUAUUACCGCAACGACCACGAUGCACUGAACGACAUAAACUGGAACAACAUCAAUAUUCUGAAGCUAGACCAUGGCUUGAUCUCCUCUGAAACGUGGGACUCGGUUGUCCAACACGGAAUGCAGGUCGUAUUCUCGGUGCACUCCUCUCUCGUCCCAAAACAGCCUCCACUGGAUUACCGAGAUCAAUUGCGGUAUACCGUCACCUAUUUGGAAGUCAGUCCAAAAGACAGGAAUGGAUGUUUCGUUGACGAGCGUGCAUAUGACGCCCCAAUGGAGGUAGAUACUAUCCAUGGUGAUACAGCGAUGCCCGCACUGGAAGAAUUGAGGACCAUCCAGACCCCACGUUACCGGGCAAAUGAGAAGGACGCCGAUGCGCAAGCGAGAGCUAAGCUGGGGCCUCUCGAUCAAGUGAAAGAGAUUAGCCUGAAGAUCAAUUCGUCAUAUCUACUGAACAUACUCAAGUCGGUCAUCGAAUACGCGUCAGAAUCUCCUCAUGGAGAGGAGUUCGGUGUAGGUAUGGGCGAGUUCAACUACCCAUUCAAGGAUCUUUACCAUCACAUGGACGAUCUGAUAAGAUACCGGGCUGGUGAGAGCUACUUACGUGCUCAGCACCCCGCAGCUUUCAACGAGAGGGCAGACUGUCACAUUGACUUAAUUCUUGACUAUCUGAGCUUGCAGCGAGAUAUACCCUUCGAGAAAUAUGCCUCUGCCCGCCGCGAAAAGGUGUCAGUCACCACUUUCGCAUCAUGUUGGUUACUCCUAAAACCGGGUACUGAUGUGUAUGUGCGUGAAGAAGAUGGACUUAUGAACGCGUAUAUCGUGCAUGCAGUCAGCGGAGGCGUCACUCAGGUCGAUGGAAAAGCGAUCAAUCGCGACUACGAAGUAUCCGUAUGGAACCUGGCGUGUGAUGGAACACACGCAUUUCCCGAGGUUCGACAUGUACGUGUUCCAGUUUUCGACAACGAGAGGGAGGUGAAAAGUCUGCCCGUAUUUCCCGUUGAGUACAACGACAACUUCGACGACGGUAAACUCAAGCAGGAGUUGACAGAACGAGGCAAGAGGUAUCUCAAAUACACGAGCCAACCAAGCUUCUUGCAGUACUCUGGCCGGGGCUUAGCAAAGGGUGUAGAGUACAAACGAGCACGUGUUGUUGUUGCACACGAGAAGACGCCCUGGAUUUCUUGCGACUUGAGCGAUGCCCACCAUAGACCGAUGAAUUUCACAACCUACAUAAAAGCAUCUAUUCGCGUGGCAAGCUGCGAAUGCCACCAAUGUGAAGAGUUGAAGACAUCGCAAGAGACUCACGACAAGGAACGAUUCAGCGAUUAUUAUAUGAUUCAGCCAAAGAGCCCUGAUCUGAUCUCUGACCAUCAAUACAUGCUUAUGGCAUCGCAUGUUUAUGCCUUCAUGCUGAAAGAGCGCACUUAUGACUUGCUAGCUGUCGAAGGCUUGGAAGAGCCUGAGCUGGUCGAAACAGCGAUCGACAGACUGGUCAUAGAUCACAACAACAAAGAGUUGAUCAAGGCCAUGGCCCAGGUCUAUACAGAUAGCGACCCCGAUCGGUUCAGUGGGGACUUCAUACGUGGAAAAGGCGAGGGGCAGAUCAUACUGUUGCACGGGCCUCCUGGAACUGGCAAAACGCUCACAGCUGAAACCGUUGCAGAGUAUACGCGACGACCGCUCCUUAGCAUCACUGCAGCUGACUUGGGCCAUGAGCCUGAAGCGUUGGAAAGGAGUCUUCUCCGCUUCUUCAAAGAUGCUAGUGACUGGGGCGCUAUAGUGCUACUGGACGAAGCAGACGUGUAUCUCGAGCAGCGAACGAUACAUGACCUGAGACGGAACAGCAUCGUAUCAGGCAAGCUUUUCACCUCUGCAGCUCUCGAUUAUUUCGAAGGCAUAUUUUUCUUGACGACGAAUCGCGUUGGUCAAUUCGACGAGGCCUUUAUGUCGCGCAUCCAUCUCUCACUUGGGUAUGACAAGCUAACGAACGACUCGCGUGGCAAGAUAUGGGACAAUAUGUUCAGGAAGCUCCGCGAUGAUCACGAGCGUGGCGGACGAGAAAUACUCUACGAAUACGACGCAAAGAGCUAUGUCAAGAGCAGAGAGGUACAGGAGCUAGAGUGGAACGGACGCGAAAUUCGAAAUGCCUUCCAAACCGCCGUCGCCCUAGCGGUCUUUGAAGCCAAGAAGGACAAGAGUGGAAAGCCACCCAAGGUGACUGAGGGCCGCCUCAGACAAGUCGUGCAGAUGUCUUCGGCUUUCCGCAAAUACAUGACUGCUGCGCAUAACGGUAUGGACGAAUCGACAUGGGCUUUCAGACAUGGGAAUCGCGAGGACAAGUUUCCAAGCACACCAGCGAAGACCGCGACUUAA
This is a messenger RNA of Alternaria ethzedia, 2910 nucleotides long. RefSeq lists its product as uncharacterized. The transcript is spliced from 7 exons. NCBI's taxonomy places the organism in Eukaryota, Fungi, Ascomycota, Dothideomycetes, Pleosporales, Pleosporaceae. The record is from RefSeq and is a predicted model, not a curated record. Gene Ontology annotation, molecular function: ATP hydrolysis activity; ATP binding. Bases 1 to 2910 code for a protein of 969 amino acids.